This is a messenger RNA of Anoplophora glabripennis (Asian longhorned beetle), 1458 nucleotides long. RefSeq names its product slit homolog 3 protein-like. The coding region runs from base 43 to 1128 and encodes 361 amino acids. The transcript is spliced from 2 exons. Lineage: Eukaryota; Metazoa; Arthropoda; Insecta; Coleoptera; Cerambycidae. The record is from RefSeq and is a predicted model, not a curated record.
CAAUCACAGUCACAGUCCCGUAAGCGAUAUGAAAUCGUAAACAUGUCUUCGUUAAUAUUCGUAAUCGUUAUAUUCGUCUUAAGCGUGGAUUACGGUAAAUCACAUAGUUGUUUAUCUUUUAAUAAUGUCAGUAUGCUAUUAUACGACAGAAAUGGUAGAAAAUUCAAUCAAGGAGUUAAUGGGUGCAUAACAAGGACAGAGUUUGGAAAUACUACAGUGGUAAAGGCGUACGUCAAGAAUCAAAUAAUUCCUACACUAGGAAGAGACUCAGUGAAGCAUAUGAAGCACUUAACAAUAGUUUCUUUUAAUAACUGCGCGCUGGAAGAAAUUUUGCCGGUAGCUUUUAGGAAUGUACCAAAAUUGACCACGAUCGAAAUGACUUUUGGUAAAUUAAAGUUGAUUCCUAAAGGUAUUUUCAACUCUGAGUUAACACCCCAGUUGGAACUGUUGAGGAUUCACCACAAUGAAAUUGAUACCAUCGAAGAUCAGUCGUUCUACAACAUAUCAAGUUUAAAACAUGUCCAGUUAAAUAAUAAUAAGUUAGAAUCAUGGAGAAGUGAAUGGUUUGAUGAAUCAACAUCUUUGGAGAUAAUAGAUUUCAGCUUCAAUCAUUUAAGAGAAAUCCCAAGUAAAGCUUUUAUAAACCUUAAGAAUAUGAAAAAUAUUAGUUUUGAUUAUAACGACAUUAUGAUAAUCCAUCCAGAUGCCUUUAAAGAAAUAAGAACAUUAGCGUAUCUAGGACUUAGUCAUAACAAAUUGACAGUUUUAAGCGAUAAAAGCUUCCCAAACACACUUAGACUAAAUUAUUUUAAGAUAAAUGCAAAUUAUUUAACAUUUCUUUCAAAUAAAGUUUUACAAAAACUUGCAGCAGUGGAAAUAAAGAUAGAUUUUAAUCCAUGGACUUGUCCAUGCUUGCAACGUAUAAACUAUUGGUUGUACAUUAAAAAUGGUAAAAUUAAGGUAUCCGAUGAAUGCGAUGGAAGUCACAUACCCAUCUGUGUAGUUCCUAACAACACACAGACUUGCUUAGAUCAUUUUGACCACGAGGCAAUGUUAAGAUAUAUAAAUACAAUUAAAGCAGUAAACAUUUCUACACCUAUACCUUUAAGUUGUGUUGCUUUUCAGUAAUUACGCCUAUAUCAAUAAUUCUUGGUACCUACCUCAUAUACACCACGACCUUGAAAUAAAACUAGGUGGACUCCACGAAGAGAUAUAAAAUUGGUUCAAAUUCAUAUAGGUACUUGUAUGAACAAAAUUCCCCAAAACGUCUGUACAUCUCUAUAUAAAGUGACAAGGAAAGUUUAAGACCACUAAGAUAAACAAAUACAUAUUUUUAUAUUAAAGAAUUUACCACGGUUGCACGUUUUUUUUAUAUAGAGUAAAAAUUGAUCAUUUAUGUAGUGAAAACAUACUGUUCAUGUAUAAGCAUUGUAUCAGUAAAUUCUAAGGAUUUUUAAA